This is a messenger RNA of Toxoplasma gondii ME49, 1686 nucleotides long. RefSeq lists its product as hypothetical. Lineage: Eukaryota; Apicomplexa; Conoidasida; Eucoccidiorida; Sarcocystidae. Gene Ontology annotation, molecular function: ubiquitin conjugating enzyme binding; cyclin binding; ubiquitin protein ligase activity. The record is from RefSeq and is a predicted model, not a curated record. The coding region runs from base 1 to 1686 and encodes 561 amino acids. The transcript has 6 exons. Gene Ontology annotation, cellular component: nucleus; ubiquitin ligase complex; cytosol. Gene Ontology annotation, biological process: proteasome-mediated ubiquitin-dependent protein catabolic process; protein autoubiquitination; protein monoubiquitination.
AUGACGUGUGUCAUUGAACUUUUCCCAUUUGCUUGCCGGGCCAAUGCAGUCGCGUUCAUUCCUGCCAACCAGGCACGGCUGCCGGCUGCCGGUUUAGUGAACCCUGAAGAAACCGACCAAGUUUCGACAGAUCUUCUUAGCGAGUUUGCAUCUCUGACUUUAGCGAAGCCAAGAUGGGUGACUUCACCACGUGAGCGCUCCAACUGCCGCUCAGGAAACUGUGCGGCCACUGCAGACAAACCUCCAGGUGAUGGCUUGUCGGGCCGCAAGCGACCGCAUGUUUACCUGAAAGAAAUGCCGUGCACAGGCGGGCAUACUUUCGGACUCUAUAUAUUCCCAUACAAAUUUGCCACUACUGACGAUGGCGCAAAUACCUUCAAAGGACAGGAGCAGCAGGGAACUUCAGCGAUGACCGAAGAUGCCACUAGGCAGGCAACUCCGCGAGCGGAUCCGGCACCAGACCAGUCAAGCACUGACCACGAAGUGGCGGGUGACUCCGGGACAUAUUUCGUUUUUCAAUUGCCCACCAGAAUUUCUAGUUUCCGCAUUACCUCCUUUUCUGAACUUGGGAAAUAUGGCUGUUGCCCAGGUUUCUACCUCAAGCUUUCUCUAACACUCGCCUCACGACUAUGCCCGCUGACGAUGAUUUCGGAACAGAAUGAAGUGAAGCUCCUCCGGUAUCUCAAGCCGUUCCGGCUGCAAUGCAAGCGGUGCAAGAAGACCAUGGCAAGCGUCGCAACUCCUGAUGUACUCGCACUGCCAUCGACUCUGUGGACAGAGAUGAGCGAGGCUGUGGCUUGUGAAGAAUGUUCACCAGUGCCAGUCACAAAAGCGGCCCUUCUUGCAAAGCCGAACCGAAUAUGCGUUGGAACCGAUCACAUUGCUUUGUCGCCGGUUGAUAUUGAUGCAGAGACUGUUCGGAUCAACCGAGAUAAAAUUUUUUGCAACUCUUGUGGCUCGACGGUUGGUUACCCCACAAGGACGUCCGCGUUCCGCAAAAGCAGAACUGAAGCUGAAAACCAUCUGCACUGUAUACACCAACAUGAAGUGGAUCAUGCUGACUCGUCAGGCACAUCUUGCCUCUCAGGCAAAUCACAGGGAUCGGCUGAAAGUUGUGAACUGGCAGAAGCUUGCUUCCUCAAACACAAGGUGUAUGUGCAGCAGCUCCGCCCAAAAAAAGCUUUUUCAGAUGUAUUUUGGCGUCACACUGAAGUAUGUCUGAUCGCGGGAAGCAUAGAACGUCUUUGUAAGAAAGCCGGUAUCCACAAAUUUCUUGUGGAGAGAGAUAAGGGUGAGGAAGACAAAGCAAAAGAUACAGGGUCGUGUUGCUCCAGCGAAAUGUCCAAGAUCGCCUCCCUGGAGUUGACCAUCGUUGUCAGGGAGUUCUUCCCCCUCGUCAUCGAGGAAGCUCAGGUUACCGACCGCGCUGCAUCAGAGGCGCUGGGAUACGCGCCUUUCCAACAGUUUCAGCGGGCCAUGAAAGUGCUAUUUCGGGCAAUUGUGUCACCUCAAGCCAGGACUGACUCAACAUCGCACAGUCUGAAGCUUCCAAGUAUACCAUUUGAAGAAUUGCUCGAUGAGCUGCGCCGUAACGCGAGACUAUACGAAACCUCACCAGUGAAGAUAUCCUUGUCGACAGAACACACAGUUUCCUAUCUUCCACUUCCUCCGGCCUCACCCCUGUGA